Papilio machaon (common yellow swallowtail) is the source of this 4336-nucleotide messenger RNA. RefSeq lists its product as uncharacterized. Gene Ontology annotation, molecular function: nucleic acid binding. Lineage: Eukaryota; Metazoa; Arthropoda; Insecta; Lepidoptera; Papilionidae. The coding region runs from base 1 to 4065 and encodes 1354 amino acids. The record is from RefSeq and is a predicted model, not a curated record. The transcript is spliced from 2 exons.
AUGGUGAUCACCAGGAGCCAAGGUGACGCAGCUGACGCGGAAGAACGAAGACGGCUUCAAGAUCGUCAGGAAGAAGAAGCGCAACGUCAGAUCGAACUAGAACGACGACUACGCCUACACCCUGACCCUCCGGCGUCACCCAUACUACACCGAUCCUAUAUGGGUGAACGGAGCGGCGAUCUAAGGGUUGAUCCAUUACUCCCUACGACGACCACCACAGAUCUUUCGUCGGGGCUUCCGAUCCAUGAAGACCGUCGAAGAUUGCCAACAAUGUCGCAACGCUCGAACGUCAGCGUGAACUCGCGACUAAGGCUGGCAGAACUAAAAGCAGCAGAACGGUUGGCUGCCAUUAAGAAAAAGGAACUUGAACUGGAGGCAGACCUCGUGAAGAAGUGGCUAGCAGCCGAGAUAUCUGUCAUCAACGAUGACCGGGAGAGCCUGCCCGAUGUUCCUUUUACACCUGCUCAAGAACGUGAGAAGGUGGUCGAGUGGUUACACUCAAACCCCCCUGAACCACGGGGGGAGAUUGUAGGUGGCCAGCGCAACGAACCUAGGGCCACCCAACGAACUAGAUCGCCGACGCCAACCAGAAGAAGUGGCAUCGAACAGCUGGCAGCGACAUUAGAGAAUAUGGCGCGACCACGUUUACGGCAUACCGACCUACCGAUCUUCUCGGGUGACGUAAACGAGUGGUUGCCGUUUUAUGCCGCUUACAAGGAUACAACGAACAUGUAUGGCGUGUCGUCGGCAGAAAAUAUUCAGCGAUUAAGAAGCUGCCUCAAGGGAGAAGCAAGGAACGCUGUCGCGGCGCUACUUCAUGCAGCGUCAGACCCUGACAUCAUUAUCAAGACGCUAGAACAGUGCUUCGGCAGGCCGGAAGUGCUCAUAGACCGAGCGCUAGAAGAAUUGAAGAGACUGCCAAAGCCAGAGUCAUCGGCGACCGAACUGAACGCGUUCGCUAUUAAAGUACAGAACACUGUGUGCGUUCUGCAGACAAUAGAUAAGAGGGGUUACCUCUAUAACCCUCUCUUAGCACGAGAAAUCUUAGACAAGUUGAGUCCGCAUCUGCGAUCCAGAUGGUGCAAUUACGCACACGAACACGAAGACGCAACAGAUCCUGAGAUAACGUUGUUGUCACGAUUCCUUAUGCGCGAAGCUGAUCGAACGCUACGCUUCGCAUAUGCACCAGCAACGAGCACAAGCACGACGAACGCAGCCAAACGGGAGAUCAGACCUGCCGUCAUGAUGAAAAAGAAGACGCAACCCGUCUAUGCUGUCGCCGAGUACGCAGGAGGUACCAUCGUCUGCCCUAGCUGCGAGCAGCAGCACUCGUUGACAGAGUGCCCGAAAUAUAAGGAACUCGCUGUCGAACAGCGGUGGGAGCUGGUGAAAGAAAAGAAGAUCUGCUUCAGAUGUAUUAGAAGCAAACACAGGCGCAUCGUAUGCAGAGCCAAGGCAUGCGGUGUGAACGCGUGCCGACGACCUCACCACUCCUCACUGCAUGAAGAGGCCAAACCAGACCCAGAGAAAAAGUCCGAGGAAGAAGCUGUACUGUCGGUAGCGCCCAGAUCAGCUACCGGCCCUAGAAGCGUUCUUCUGAAGAUAUGUCCCGUGGUAAUUAGCGGUCCACGGGGGGAGCUCAAGACGCAUGCACUGCUGGAUGAAGGAGCAACGAUAACACUGAUCGACGAAGGGCUAGCUCAACUGAUCGGAGCCGAAGGCCCUUCAGAACCGCUGCACCUUCAUGGCGUGAACAUGGAACAGAACGAACAUUCCAGCCGACGAGUCUCCUUAUCGAUUCGGGGUCUCAAAGAAGAAAGGUCUUUUAACUUGAAAGCGCGAACUAUACGAAAUCUACGUCUGCACAGGCAGUCCAUAACCAAAGAUCUUUUGAAGGGCGAACAUCUGAAAGACCUAGAUAGUGAAGAAAUAAGCUACGAUGAAGCUCGCCCAGGCAUCCUAGUGGGGACAGACCACUGGGAAUGUAUCGUGUCCCGUGAGUUACGAGUUGGCCGCCCUGAUCAGCCAGCGGCAUCACGAACACAGCUCGGUUGGGUGGUACACGGAACGGUGCCACGAACGAUAGCACAGAACGAAUGCGUGCUACAUGUAUACGAACCGAUACACCAAUGCACGAACGACCAAGAUCUGCACGAACUGAUGGAAGAUCAUUUCACGACCAAAGAUUUCGGAGUCUCACAGAAGUCACACGUCAGCGACGAAGUACAACGAGAAAUGAAUAUCGUCGAGAAAUCCAUUAAGAGGAUCGAUGGAGGCUGCAAGAAACGGCUGCUGAGGAAACAUGACCAUCGUAUUGCCAACAAGAGAACCGAUUUCCGAACUGAUUAUAUAACAGCAGUCCACUGGGUACACCACGAUGCUCGACGAUACACACCCUUCGUCGCCCACAGACUCAGAGAGAUAACUGAGCUUACGCAGAAGCACGAGUGGAGUUGGCUUCCCACCGAUCUAAACGUAGCCGACAAUGCGACCCGCCUAUCCAAUAGUGUAAUCAACGUGAACGAUCGUUGGUUCCGGGGUCCUGCUUUCUUGUGUGAGCCAGAGUCUGAGUGGCCCACCGAAAUAAUAUCUGAACCGAAAGAGGCGGAAGUUAUGCACGUGACAGAAGAUAAGAGGAAGACGAACUCCUGGCUACCUGAUCCAGAACGCUUCUCUAAAUACGAAACUCUCGUCGGGGCAACAGCGCGAGCGAUCGCAUUCGUCGACAUCGGGAUUCGCCGAUCUGCUACGCGUCUCGAAUGUCGUCACCUGGAACAAGCGGAGAGACUGCUCAUCCAACACGCGCAACGGCAAUGCUUCGGCGAAGAGAUGAACCGUAUUGAAGCAGGUCGACCUAUACAGAAAUCAAGCAGACUGUACAGACUGGAUCCGGUGAUCGAAGACGGAGUACUCAAGGUCCGAGGACGCAUCGAAGCCGCGUCCACUCCAGCGAGCGUCAAGCGUCCGAUCAUCCUGGACGACCGACAUACGCUCACAAAGCUGAUCGUGCUUCGCAAACAUUGCGCUGCGGGUCACGCAAAUAGAGAACUCGUGAUAAAUGAUCUCCGGCAGCGCUACUGGAUCAUUCAUCUCAGACCAACGGUGCGCACAGUGGAACGGAACUGUGCAUUUUGUCGCGUGCGCCGAACCAAGCCGCGACAACCAGUCACCGGAGACCUGCCGCGAGCACGACUCGAUCCAUUUCAUCGUCCUUUCACCAAUUGUGGAGUCGACUACUUCGGACCGAUGACAGUGAAGAUAGGAAGACGCCGCGAAAAGAGGUGGAGUACACUUUUCACGUGUCUCACCUCACGCGCCAUCCAUAUAGAGAUAGUAGCAUCACUGUCAACAGACUCAGCAAUCAUGGCCCUACGUCGGAUGGCGGCGCGAAGAGGAUGGCCACGACUUGCAUCUGAACUUCGAGGAGAGGGACUGCGGCACCGAAUGGAAUGGCGGUUUAUUCCUCCCAGUGCGCCCAACCAAGGCGGCGCCUGGGAGAGGUUAAUCAGAUCAGUCAAGACCGCACUGAAUGCUGCACUGAAAGAACAAGCGCCUACAGAAGAGGUGCUUCGAACUGUGUUGACUGAAAUCGAGUUCUCAGUCAAUGCCAGACCACUGACACAUGUGAGUGUCGACCCCCUGGACCCAGAGGCGCUUACCCCGAACCAUUUUUUAUUGGGGUCAUCGACGGGAAUUCCAACCACCGGAUCGUGCGACGCAGCGGAUCGACGGACUUGGCGCGCCAGCCAAGCGCUUGCCGACCACUUCUGGCGGCGAUGGGUACGAGAGUACCUGCCGACUCUCGUACCACGCGGCGAGUCCGGAGGAGGAGAACGACCACUGCAGACCGGAGACAUCGUAGUCAUCGCCGACCCAACGCUGCCACGGAACGUGUGGCCACUGGGGGUUGUCUCGCGCACAUAUCCGGGACCCGACGGCGGCGUCAGAGUCGUCGAUGUCAAGACCAGAACAGGAGUCUUCAAGCGGCCCGUCAGUAAGAUCGUCGCCUUAGGAAUAGAAGAGGCUACGCAAGCUGCGCCGGGGGGAGAGCUGUUGGCGACGUAGUUACCAACUCAUGUUACACGUGCCGCUCUUGAACUCGCGUCGCGACAAGUUUAAGAUUUCAAACAGUUAUCGUCGGUUCUAUGUUUAUCUUGUGGCGCCACAGCGGGCUGCUAAAGGGUUUCUUUGUUAAAUCCUUUAUCAACCGAUACAGAAAGACGCGCAUUGUUUUAACUGAAGCCCGCUAAAGAACGGUGCGGCACAGUGUUACGUUUGUUGGAGCCGUGGCGAACUUAGUAUAAAUAGAUAUUGUACGUUGUCAAAAUUGUCCAAU